AUGAAAAAUAAAAAAAAUGGGACCAAACGAAUACAGGUGGAGGCGUAUGACGGGGGCAAUCCAUCUCGUUCCUCUUACCUAAUCGUCAACAUCACUGUUCUCGAUUCCAACGACAACCCGCCAAUUUUUGAGAACACCUCUUAUGAAAUUCACGUGCUCGAAGGUGAAAACGUCGGAGAAACGCUGAUAAAACUGUGUGCGAGAGACGCCGACAAAGGUUUGAACGGUCUGGUCGAAUAUCGAUUUACCGACGAAACAACGCAAAAGUACGGUCACUUAUUUAAAAUCAACAAAUCGACCGGGCAAAUAAGCACGGUGCAGGCCCUGGAUUUCGAAACUCAGCAAUCCAUGACACUCAAUGUCCUGGCAACCGACCAAGGGGUCAGUGGAAGCUUAUCAUCACAGGCCACUGUCCUAGUGAAUGUGAAGGACGUUAAUGAUAAUGUUCCAGAAAUUAAGGUCAACUACCAAACUCGAGUCAUUGAAAACGUCACUAACGUUAAUAAUAGCUACACUAAAAACAAUUUUAACUCAGGUGAAACUGCCUUGCGAUUAAAUCUUAACGGUCCGAAUAGCGACGUCAAUGGCUACAGCAGUCUGGUUGAUUUCGAACAUUUGAGUAAAGAUUUUCAGCUGAAACAAAUGUAUCAGACGGAAUUCAAAAUUGUUACUGCACGUAAAUUCGAUAGAGAAGUAUCAGGGAAAGAAAGAGUGAUUAUUUUGUGUCGGGACAAUGGUAGGAUGCCUACAUCUUCCAGUGCAACAAUCGACGUAACGAUCCUAGAUAAGAAUGACAACCCUCCAAUCUUCAGUCAGACUCAUUACAGAGCAUCCGUCAAAGAAGGAGCAACUCACGGUGCCACUGUCUUACAAGUCUCAGCGACAGAUAGAGAUGAGGGUGACAAUGCGCGAGUCCUGUACGAAUUGAAAUCAACUGAAUCUUCAGAAAGUAAUGAACUCAUUUCCAUCGAUUCGAACAGCGGACUAAUUACAGUUGCAGUUGAGAGCGUUGAACUUGAAGAUUCAGAUCAUUUCGAAUAUACCGUUGUGGCUAAAAAUUUAGGCACGCCUGUUAAAUCGUCAAAUGCUAAAUUAACUUUGCAAAUUCUCAAUAGCCAAGAUGAAAUGCCAGCUUUUUCAUUGGAUGUCUAUCGGUUCAGCGUGGAGGAAAACUUAGAUGCAGUGACCCCCGUUGGCAAAGUAGAGUUGAUUAGUAAUAACAAACACUUAAUAAAACAUUCGCUAUUUUAUCUUGUUUCCAAUGGUUGCUCUAACAACGCUACAGAAUUUUUUUUAACCGAAUUGCCUUUUAAAGCUGAAAAGCACAGUGGAAAAAUUUAUACUAAGAAAAGUCUCGACCGAGAAAUGCAAAAUAAUUAUCUACUGAAUGUGAUGGCCGUUCAAGACAGGCACGUGGCACCACAAAUCGCCUGCACAACUGUGGAGGUCAAAGUUCAGGACUCGAACGACAACCCGCCCAUCUUCACCUUCCCGACGACCGACAACAACGUGGCCUACUUCUCCGUCGACGACUUCCCAGGCUUCGCAGUGGCCAAGCUAUCGGCCGUAGAUUACGACUCAGGAAAGAAUGCUCAAAUCAGAUUCGCAAUCGAGAGCGGCAACGAAGACGAUCUAUUCACGCUUGAUCCAACAUCGGGGAUGGUGGUCUUG
Messenger RNA from Helobdella robusta, 1671 nucleotides. RefSeq lists its product as hypothetical. Gene Ontology annotation, biological process: homophilic cell-cell adhesion. Gene Ontology annotation, molecular function: calcium ion binding. The transcript has 4 exons. NCBI's taxonomy places the organism in Eukaryota, Metazoa, Annelida, Clitellata, Rhynchobdellida, Glossiphoniidae. The annotation marks the transcript as partial. Gene Ontology annotation, cellular component: plasma membrane. The record is from RefSeq and is a predicted model, not a curated record.